This is a messenger RNA of Zea mays, 1729 nucleotides long. NCBI's taxonomy places the organism in Eukaryota, Viridiplantae, Streptophyta, Magnoliopsida, Poales, Poaceae. The record is from RefSeq.
CAGCAGCGUCAGCUAGCCUACCAGUACGAUACGGCUGCGUGCGACGAGCGAGUUGGUACCACCGGCUGCGAGCGACUUGCCAUAUAUCAUAUCCAUCCAGAGCUCCCCUGGCCCUGGUUGACUUGUUUGGCUAGGUGCCUCCUUCCAUUGGCCAUGGCCAUGGCCUCCUUGUCCCGGUUUGGUGCCUGAUCGCUCGACCUCAACUGACUCAUCGCUCCGUCGUCUAUAAUAUAUAGCUGCUGCUGCUGCUGCCGUCCCGGUCGGACAGCGGAUGAGUGCCGCUGCACUGGUGGCGAUCCAGCUGGGAGCGAAAGGGGCGCAAGCAGGAAGACCGAGAUGGCGGCGGCGGGGCCGAGGAGGGCCGGCGCCCGGUUCCUUCUCGCGCGGGGCAUCGGGAGCAGCGUCGCCCAUGUGCAUUCCUUGGGCCGCGGCGGCGGCGGCGUUACAAUGCCGCGCGCGUUGCUGGCGGACUCGGCGCCCGCGUCCGCGCCGGCGAUGACCGGGAGGGCCCCGCCCGCGGCCUCGUCGUCCGCCUCCGCCGCGGCGUCGAGGAUCACGCCGGCGGUGCUGUUCGUCACGGUGGUCCUGGCCGUGGUGCUGCUCGUCUCCGGCCUGCUCCACGUCCUGCGCCGCCUCUUCCUCAAGAGCCACCACGCCGGCGCCGGCGCCGGGGAGCGCCACCUGCAGCACCUCUUCUUCCCCGCGCACGACGACGGCGCGGGCGCCGGCUCCGGGUCCGGCUCAGGCGCAGGCGGCGGCGGCGGCCUCGGCCAGGACGCCAUCGACGCGCUCCCGGAGUUCGCGUACGGGGAGCUGUCCGGAGGAGGCGCCGCCGCCGCCGCCCCCGCAAGCAGGAAGGGCAAAGAGAAGGCGGCCGGGCCGUUCGACUGCGCCGUGUGCCUCUCCGAGUUCGCGGACCACGACCGCCUCCGCCUGCUCCCGCUGUGCGGCCACGCGUUCCACGUGGCCUGCAUCGACGUCUGGCUCCGCUCCAGCGCCACCUGCCCGCUCUGCCGCACCAAGCUCUCCGCGCGCCACCUCGUCGCCGCAGCCGCGGACGCGCCAGCGCCAGCAUCCGUCGCCCCGGACGUCGGGGAGCAGAGGCCGCAGCGGGACCACGCGCCAGAAGCCGCCGAGGCCGCCAGCAGCAGCGUCGUGCUCCCGGUUAGGCUCGGCCGGUUCAAGAACGCCGACGCCGAAUCCGCCGAGGCCGAGUCCAGCAACGGCGGCGCCACCAGCCGCGUCGAGCGGCGGAGGUGCUACUCGAUGGGCUCCUACCAGUACGUGGUCGCCGACGAGCACCUGCUGGUCUCGGUGCACCUGCGGCACGGCACCAGCGCCGCCGUAGCCGCCUCGAGCGGCGUCGACGGCGACGACCGGCAGCAGCAUCAGGGCAAGAAGGUGUUCGCGCGCGGCGACAGCUUCUCCGUGUCCAAGAUCUGGCAGUGGCGCGGCAGCAAGCGGCUGCCGGGCGCCCUGUGCGCCGACGACGGCCUGCCGUGGGCGCCGGCCAAGGACGAUCGCGCCAGCGCCUGCACGAGGCAACGCGGCGACACUUGAUCAUUCAUUCACACGGUAGUAGACAGACAGACAGCCGACACACACACAUGUAUGUGUCUAGCUUCUCCUUUUUUUUCGCUAGCGGCUUGGUAGAAUUUUGGGUGAUCUUGAUCCGAAUCCUUCUGUACAAUAUAUGUGUUUCAUUCAGGAUAUCGUAGUUUCAUGAGUC